CCCUUGGGCGCCGUGGCUCGACCCACACUGCUCGCUCCGGGAGCCUUGCUGUCGAGACGCGGGUGCUGGGCGGGGCGGGGGUAUGCGGACCCGGCGGCGGGGCGCGGGUGGCAGUGCCCGGGGUACCCGGGGUGCCCGGGAUCCGGAUGGCAGAGCCCACGCGCGCCGCCCAGCCGGGGAGAUUUGCGCUCCGCUCUGCGCGCUGCAGGGAAGGCGCGGUGCCAGGCGCGAGCGCCCCGAGACCCAAAAAGAAAGCUUUUUAUUUGCUGGGGAUGAAGCCCCUGAAGGAACCCGCCCCCCAUCACCACCACCACCACCACCACAACAACAACAACGUGUCCUUUGUGAUCCACUGUCAUCUAGGCAAGGAGAUCAAACACAUUUGCAGUAACUGCAGCCGCGGGGAGGACGCCCGGGACGCUGAGGAAGUGGAGAGGCUGGCAGCAAUGCGUUCCGACUCCCUCGUCCCAGGCACCCACACCCCACCCAUCCGAAGGAGAAGUAAGUUUGCCAACCUAGGGAGAAUUUUCAAACCUUGGAAAUGGAGGAAGAAGAAAAGUGAAAAGUUCAAACAUACAUCUGCAGCCCUGGAGAGGAAAAUAUCAAUGAGGCAAAGCAGGGAGGAGCUGAUAAAGCGGGGAGUCUUGAAGGAAAUCUAUGACAAAGAUGGGGACCUCUCCAUCUCCAAUGAUGAUGACUCCCUGGAAAAUGCACCGUCCUUGAGCUCCAGCCAGCUGUCUCUGCCUGCCCUGUCCGAAAUGGAGCCGGUUCCCAUGCCCAGGGAUCCCUGCUCUUAUGAGGUGCUCCAGCCUUCAGACAUCAUGGAUGGGACAGUGUCUGAAGAAAGUCCCUCUGCCACUGACUCUGGAGUCCUCAUGUCCCAAGAUCCUUCAGCCAAACCAGUCCUGCUACUGCCCCCCAAAAAACCUGCUGCUUUCUCUGGAGACCAUGAAGAGACCCCAGUGAAGCAGUUGCCCCUUCUCAAGCAGCCCCCCGCCCUGCCUCCCAAACCCACUGCCAGGAUUGCCAACCACUUAACAGAUCCUGGCGCCCCUGUGAAAUUGCCUUGCCUGCCAGUGAAACUGUCGCCUCCGCUACCUCCAAAGAAAGUCAUGAUCUGUAUGCCUGUUGGGGGGCCAGAACUCACCCUGGCAUCCUACGCAGCCCAGAAGAGUGGCCAGCAGAGCCACCACCACACAGUCCUGCCCUCCCAGAUCCAGCACCAGCUGCAGUAUGGUAGCCUCGGUCCGCACCACCCCUCCGCCACCGGCUCUCUCCCCAUGCACCCCUCCAGCUGCAGGAUGAUCGAUGAGCUGAACAAAACGCUGGUCAUGACCAUGCAGAGGCUGGAAAGCUCCGAGCAGCGGGUCCCCUGCGCCACUUCAUACCACAGCUCUGCUUUGCACUCGGGUGAUGGGGUCACAAAGGCAGGAUCUCUGGGCCUUCCAGAAAUAAGACAAGUGCCAACGGUUGUGAUUGAAUGUGAUGACAAUAAAGAAAACGUGCCUCAUGAGUCCGACUAUGAAGACUCUUCUUGCCUCUACACAAGAGCAGAAGAAGAGGAGGAAGAGGAUGAGGAUGAUGACAGCUCCUUGUAUACCAGCUCCCUGGCCAUGAAGGUGUGCAGGAAGGACUCCUUGGCCAUCAAACUCAGCAACAGACCCUCCAAGCGAGAGCUGGAAGAGAAGAACAUCCUGCCGAGGCAGACAGAUGAAGAGAGGCUGGAGCUGAGGCAGCAGAUUGGUACCAAGCUCACCAGGCGGCUGAGCCAGAGGCCGACAGCAGAGGAAUUGGAGCAGAGGAACAUUUUGAAACCUCGGAAUGAACAAGAGGAACAAGAGGAGAAAAGAGAAAUUAAGAGAAGACUAACUCGAAAGCUCAGUCAGAGGCCCACAGUGGAAGAACUUCGAGAAAGGAAGAUCCUCAUUCGCUUCAGUGACUACGUGGAGGUAGCUGAUGCACAGGACUAUGACCGCAGGGCUGACAAGCCAUGGACUCGCCUCACUGCUGCUGAUAAAGCUGCCAUUCGAAAGGAGCUCAAUGAAUUUAAAAGCACUGAAAUGGAAGUUCACGAAUUGAGUAGACAUCUAACAAGGUUUCACCGACCUUAAGAGUUCAUUCCUCUCGAGUGCUAUGCUGUCUUCAAAACAUAAAUUUCUAAGAACCAUAAGUGCUGGUAUUUAUUCACUCCCUCUCCCUAUUAAGAUGUAAAUCUUCUGAACUGCCUUUUUUUUUAAGAAGAAGAAGAAAAAUGAAAAGGAAACACAAUCAGGAUUCUCUUUAAGCAAGCACGGCAGUCACGGCACUGGGUCCGAGCAGCUGAUCCUGCCCAUGGCUGAUAGAACUGAGGGUACCACCUGGCUCUGGAAGACAUCAACUCCCUGUGCCCACGUCAGCACACCCAGCCUGCAGCACCCAAGCCUUCUCUUGGGCUCCAGGGACCCUCAUCUUUGCCAGUGUCUGUCAUCGGAGCCCAAAGAAAGCUGUGAUAGCGACUUUAGCCUGGGAAGACCAAAGGACGCGUCUGGCCUUCUGGACUGUGCCCAAAACACAUUGGCUUGGGGGCAGCUUCUGCUCUGGCCCCUGGUGGAGGAAGCAGCUGUGUAUGAAUCCUGGACUUCCCUUUCCCUCCAGCCAUGUUUGGAGCAGGGAACCAAGGCAGGCCCUGUCCUGGCAGCGGAAGCCUUGAGUGGCUGGGUCCUGAGUGUCUCCCAGCUAUGUGGCAGGCUGGCCUUGGACACCCAUC
This is a messenger RNA of Suncus etruscus (white-toothed pygmy shrew), 2746 nucleotides long. RefSeq names its product phosphatase and actin regulator 1 (gene PHACTR1). The record is from RefSeq and is a predicted model, not a curated record. NCBI's taxonomy places the organism in Eukaryota, Metazoa, Chordata, Mammalia, Eulipotyphla, Soricidae. Gene Ontology annotation, biological process: cell motility; stress fiber assembly. Bases 147 to 2111 code for a protein of 654 amino acids. The transcript has 13 exons. Gene Ontology annotation, molecular function: actin binding.